UGACGUAAAAGUUCUGAAUAUCUAUGCCGAGUACAACCCGAGUGAAAUCAGUGAUGAAGAGACCGCAUUUUAGUACGGGCAAGCUUAUUUUUCACAGUUUUUAUUAUCGUCAGUCGCGUUGACAUUAUUAAUAUUGACUUUUCGGUGAAGAUACUUUUUUUUUCGUUGGUUGUGUGGGCUAAGAUGUGCGUAAACCAAAACAGUAUGGUGCCGGCCGUUGUUAACUUAGUUGCUAGUAAAGGAAGGGAUACCUACACAGGAUUUAUCAACGAAUUCACUUGUUUCAAAUGCAGGACAUUUUCGACAAGCGACAAAGACAUUGAGGUGGCUGAUCUAUGGAAACGACAUGGAAAGACAGUCAGAUCCCCUUCACCGCACAAUGCGUUCAAAAGAUGGCGGAUCAAGUCCAACUUGAAAGCUGCAGAAUCGAAAAAUGGCAUCAAUGGAUCCAUGUUGGCUAUCAACUCUAAAGACAGAACGGAAGAGGAUAUGUCGUUGCUUAAAUUUUUGGCAAUUAAUGCCCUAGAUCUCAGUGCUCCUGCCAGUGACGUUCUUUUGAAAAGUCGAAGUAGCAACUGGUUCCAACUGAGUGGUCAUCCUGAUAGUUUAGCACCAGCUGGUCCUGGUACGGUUUGGAAGAAGAGAUCACCCAGUUCCGAUAACACUGAACGUUUGGUAUAUGAGGAAAUUUCCCAAGAUCCGAACCUUUGCGACAUCAUACCAAAAUAUUACCGUGAGGUGGAGUACCAAGGAGAGAAAUUCAUUGAGCUACAAGACUUGCUACAUGGCUUUCAGGACCCGUAUGUCAUUGACAUCAAAAUGGGAACCCGAACCUUCCUGGAAUCCGAAGUCAGAAAAUCAGCAGCUCGACCUGACUUGUACCAGAAGAUGGUAGCAAUCGAUCCCCAUUCACCGACAGAGGAGGAACAUCGUGUCAAGGCAGUCACAAAACUGCGUUACAUGCAAUUCCGCGAACUUCAGUCGUCCAGCUGCAGCCAAGGUUUCAGAAUCGAAGCCAUGAAGUGCCGAGGUUCGCCUCCCGUAACAGACUUGAAAAAAGUGAAGUCCAGCGCAGAAGUUUUCAACACUCUGGACAGGUUCUUAGGAGGGAGAGAGGACGUGAGACAAAGACUGUUGGCAAGACUGUGCGAGAUCCGUAGCAAAAUUGAGAAUUCGGACUACUUCAAGAGCAGAGAAGUAGUUGGGAGCAGUUUGUUCAUUAUUUAUGAUGACACCAAGGUUGGAGUUUGGUUGAUAGAUUUUGCAAAAACCAACAAAUUACCUGAAGGAAAGACUGUUAACCACAGGAGACCUUGGGUGCAGGGAAAUCACGAGGAGGGGCUGCUCUUUGGUUUUUAG
This is a messenger RNA of Leptinotarsa decemlineata (Colorado potato beetle), 1359 nucleotides long. It is a transcript of the gene IP3K1, whose product is annotated as inositol-trisphosphate 3-kinase-like protein. Gene Ontology annotation, molecular function: inositol hexakisphosphate kinase activity. Gene Ontology annotation, biological process: inositol phosphate biosynthetic process; phosphatidylinositol phosphate biosynthetic process. NCBI's taxonomy places the organism in Eukaryota, Metazoa, Arthropoda, Insecta, Coleoptera, Chrysomelidae. The record is from RefSeq and is a predicted model, not a curated record. Gene Ontology annotation, cellular component: cytoplasm; nucleus.